This is a messenger RNA of Castor canadensis (American beaver), 3906 nucleotides long. The record is from RefSeq and is a predicted model, not a curated record. NCBI's taxonomy places the organism in Eukaryota, Metazoa, Chordata, Mammalia, Rodentia, Castoridae.
AUGACCGCGGCAGCCGCCUCAAACUGGGGGCUGGUCACGAACGUGGUGAACAGCAUCGUAGGGGUCAGCGUCCUCACCAUGCCCUUCUGCUUCAAACAGUGUGGCAUUGUCCUGGGGGCCCUGCUCUUGGUCUUCUGCUCUUGGAUGACACACCAGUCAUGCAUGUUCUUGGUGAAGUCUGCCAGCCUGAGCAAACGGAGAACCUACGCUGGUCUGGCAUUUCAUGCCUAUGGAAAAGCUGGAAAGAUGCUGGUGGAGACCAGCAUGAUCGGGCUGAUGCUGGGAACCUGCAUUGCCUUCUACGUUGUGAUCGGUGACUUGGGGUCCAACUUCUUUGCUCGGCUCUUUGGGUUUCAGGUGACUGGCACUUUCCGUGUGUUCUUGCUGUUUGUGGUGUCCUUGUGCAUUGUGCUCCCACUUAGCCUGCAGAGGAACAUGAUGGCCUCCAUCCAGUCCUUCAGUGCCAUGGCCCUCAUCUUCUAUACUGUCUUCAUGUUUGUGAUUGUGCUGUCCUCCCUCAAGCAUGGCCUCUUUGGAGGUCAGUGGCUGCAACGGGUCAGCUAUAUCCGCUGGGAGGGUGUCUUCCGCUGCAUACCCAUCUUUGGCAUGUCCUUUGCCUGCCAGUCCCAAGUCCUGCCCACCUAUGACAGCCUGGACGAGCCAUCAGUGAAGACCAUGAGUUCCAUAUUUGCUUCCUCCCUCAAUGUGGUCACCACCUUCUAUGUAAUGGUGGGGUUCUUUGGUUAUGUCAGCUUCACUGAGGCUACCGCAGGCAAUGUGUUGAUACACUUCCCUUCCAAUCUGGUGACAGAGAUGAUUCGUGUGGGCUUUAUGAUGUCUGUGGCUGUGGGCUUCCCCAUGAUGAUUCUACCAUGCAGACAGGCCUUGAACACACUGCUUUUUGAGCAGCAGCAAAAAGAUGGAACCUUUGCUGCUGGAGGCUACAUGCCCCCUCUUCGGUUUAAAGUGCUCACCCUCUCGGUUGUGUUUGGAACCAUGGUUGGUGGCAUCAUGAUCCCCAAUGUGGAGACCAUCUUGGGCCUGACGGGGGCCACGAUGGGGAGCCUCAUUUGCUUCAUCUGUCCAGCUCUGAUCUACAAGAAAGCCCACAAGAAUGCCCUCUCUGCCCAGGUGGUGCUCUGGGUUGGCCUGGGCGUCCUGGUGGUCAGCACACUUACCACCCUCUCUGUGAGUGAGGAGGCCCCUGCAGACUUGACGAAGGAAACACUCAACGGCAGGCGGGGAGAGGCCGAGGGCAUGAUGAAGGCAGAGGCAGCACGGCUCUCAGUCCAGGACCCUGUUGUGGAUGUAGCUGAAGAUGGCCGGGAGAAGCUAAAGCCGCCAGCAGAGAAAGAGGAGCUGGAGCAGGCCCAGAUUAAGGGCCCUGUAGAUGUGCCUGGAGGAGAGGACGCCAAGAAGAAGCAGGAGGCCGCACAGCUCGAUCGUCCUGGUCAAGGUAUUGCUGUCCCUAUGGGUGAGGCCCACCGCCAUGAACCUCCCAUUCCUCAUGACAAGGUGGUGGUAGAUGAAGGUCAAGACCAAGAAGGGCUGGAGGAGAACAAGCUACCUUCCAGACACACAGAUGGAGAGGCUCCGGGGGGCAAGGAGCAGAUGGUGCCGCCUCUGCCUGAGUCAGAGAGAGACAAGUGGGAGCCGGAGAAGGGAGAGGCUAGGAAGAGACCCGAGCAAGCCCAGGCCUUGGAGGAAGCAGGUGAUCUUCCUAAAGAUCCUCAGAAGGUUCCAGAAGCAAAUGGUCAGCCAGCUGUCCAAGAGGACUCCAGACCAGACGACAGUAAUGUGCAGCCACAGCCCAGGGCAGCAAUCUCUGUGGAACAGAAAGCCCUGGUGGCAGGUGAAGGGGAAGAGGCUGCACAUAACGCAGCCGGGGACACAUGGAAACCCACAGAGAGCGACCCUGGUGGGAAGGCGCCCCUCCCAGCACAGAGGCCGGAGCAGAGGGAUAUGGAGCAGCCAGGCGGAGAGCAGGCUGGUAGUAAGCUGGAAGCUGAAAUUAAAAAGAUAGUAGCAGGUAUGACUUGAAAGGAGUGUGUCGAAAUGAAAAGUGUGUUUGUGGAGGGUCUUAUGGUGUGAGAACAGCACCUUGGUCUGCACAACCUGCCCAGUGAGGGCUCUGCAUGAGGAUCUAUCAGUUCCAGGGAGCAGCACCCUGCACAGCCCCAGGUGGGGUCCAACUCACUCUCCCUUCCUUUAUAAAUGCCUUGGUCCUUCUUAGCCUUCCUGUGGUCUUACUGUACUUGAAGGACAGCUGAAGGGAAUCUGUAAGAGGACUGCAUAAGGCACCACCAGAGCUAGAGGUGGGGUAAGGGCUGUAUGUACCUGCUGCCAUGUGCAUGGCCUGUUUACACAUCCCAUAUGUGUCUCAAUAUUUGGUGAUUCCCAUCUCAUCUGUGCACCUGGUCCCUAUGGACUCUGGCUGGGGACAGCCUGUCAGCUCCAUGUUGUUUCACAUCUGUCUGUGUGGCUUCCAGCUGGACAUGGCACCUUUCCUCCCCCUCCCAGAACCAAUCCAGAACCAGUCCUUUGUAGCAUGUGAGGCAGGGGCUACUCCUCCAGAACCCUGUCCUUGGAGGCAGAAGAUGUGUUCUUGUACCAUUGACCAUAAUAUGAUCAUGACUUACAGACAGCCAGGGUGAAGUGUGGCUAAUGGGUUUGGUGUCCUUAGCUUCCUCAUGUGCAGGAGGAGUGUGAAGCCCACCACAUGCUAUGUGGCCUUUCCCUCCAGGCAGGUGGAGGGCAUCAGAAGGGAGCAGGGGCUGCCCCUCCUCCUGGAGGUCAGCCUUGUCCGUGUGAUUGGCCUCAGCAUCCUCUCCACUGGUCCAUGUGCCUGCAGGUCUUUGUGCUGGCUACCAGAGAGUUUGGGCAAGGCCCAGGGGUGUGUCCAUGGGGAUCCAUUGCUGCCCAUGGGAACACACUGACUGAGAACUCUCCAGCCAGUCACCGGGCUACAUCAGGGAGGGUGGUACCUGUCAGUCUGUGUCCAGCACAUGGUUCCCUUGCUCGGAUGUUCACUCUCACUGUGCACAAAAUGGUCUUCCUUCUGACUUGCACUUUUACACCACUUCUUAACCCAUCAUCUUCCAAAGAUUUCUAAUUUGAAAAUGUGCACAUUGUAAAACAUACAUAAGCCAUGGCUGCUUGCUGCACAUACUGACCCAAGGCCUCCAUGUUUGUAGUGAAAAGCCAGUUCCCCACCUACCUAUAGCUGAGACUUUCAGCCAUGCUGACCAGAAGGGUGCUGUGCUCUAACUUGUGGGUAGGGACAGCACACAGCAGGUAUGAGCAGAUCUUAAGGGCCUCUUAUCCAUGCUGUUCUUCAGCUUGCCUCUUCCCUUAGUCACUGGUGUGCAGCUCCCCUUCAAGCUAAGAUCAUCCCAGGGUGUCUAGAGUGGGCAUCAGGAGUGGGUGUUGGACAGCUGUGUGCUAUAGCUGCCCAGGCUACACUGAUACCCCAUUCUCACAUUCUACUUAAAAUGAAGAUUGCUUGUGUUUUUAAGAUUCUCACUUGAAGGAAACUUUAUUAAAGUGUCAAUAUUCUUUUUUUAAUAGCUUAUAGUUUUUAUUUUCUUACAUGCUUGAUAUUCUUUUUUUUAAAAAAAUAGCUUAUAGUUUUUAUCAUCUUAUAUGCUUGUCUCAGAAUGUAUGAAAUGGGGGAUGUGGGAAGAGAAGCACCCAGCCCAGCCCCAAGAACCAUAACUAACCCAUCAUGUUCCCUCCACUCAGUUUUCCUCUGGACACGCAUUUUCAGCUAGCAAUGGGCUAGACACCGGAUCAGUGAGUGUGUCUGACCCACAGCAAUGGGAGAGCUAAAGCAGGUGGGACAACCACUGGCCAAGGGGACUCGGCUUAGUCAGGGCCCAGGUCCUCUGGUCCCCGCUGAACACCUGU